AUGGAUGCCCAUGAUUUAUUUCAUCAAUUAACGAGAGGAGUGAGAUUUACCAAAAAACGGAAUGAAUCAAAAGCGCAGAAUGUUCCAUCAAAGUUACCCAAAUUUGAAGAAGAAUUGAAAAUAAAAGAUGAAGGUAUUGCCACCGAGGAAGAUGAUGAUGAGUUUAUGGAUGGUGAUGAAGAAGCCUUGGAGAAUUCCAACAGUGAAGCAGAAGUGAAUGAUGAUGACGAUGAAGAAGAACCACAGGCUUUCGAAUUCAUAUCUGGUGUGGCAAGUGCACCGAAGAAAUCGAAAAAGAAAAAUAAAACAGCCCUCACAGAGGAAGAGAAACAAAAGCAGCUGGAAGAGGAGAUGAUAGCAACAAUACGUAAAGAAAAUCGUAUUAAUGUGUUGGGUAAAAAUAUUCCACCACCCAUUACAUCGUUCCAAGAGCUCCACACCACAUACAAAAUGAAUGAAAGAUUGGUGGAGAAUUUAGUUAAUUGUAAUUAUGCUCAACCCACAGCUAUUCAGAUGCAAGCAAUACCCAUAAUGUUACAGGGUCGUCCGCUGAUGGCAUGUGCUCCCACAGGUUCGGGUAAAACCAUUGCCUUUUUAGCUCCGAUUAUAAAUGAUUUAAAGGCCCCCAAGAAAGUUGGUUUUCGGGCAAUUAUUCUAGCGCCCACUCGAGAAUUGGCCCAACAAAUCUAUCGUGAAUGUGUGCGGGUGUGUGAAAAGACAGCAUUGAAAAUACACAUUAUAAGCAAAGUUAAUCAAGCUAAGCAGAAAUUGGGUGAAGGCACUUCCAAGAAAUAUGACAUUCUCAUUUCCACACCAAAUCGUGUAAGAUAUUUGCUGCAACAAGAGCCGCCACUAUUGGAUUUGAAAUCCAUCGAAUGGUUUAUUUUGGAUGAAGCUGAUCGUCUUAUGGAAGAGGGACAAAAUAAUUUCAAAGAACAAUUGGAUGAUAUUCUGGCCGCCUGCACCAACCCCAAAAAGAAAUUGGCAUUAUUCAGUGCAACAUAUACUGUGCCGGUUGCCAAAUGGGCAUUAAAGAAUUUGAAAAAUCUUGCUCGUGUUACGGUUGGUGCACAAAAUUCUGCCACAGAAACAGUUGAACAGGAGUUGCUCUUUGUUGGUUCUGAAAGUGGUAAACUUUUGGCUAUGCGUGAUUUAGUCAGAACUGGCCUGAAGCCACCUGUAUUAGUUUUUGUACAAAGUAAAGAUCGUGCCAAGCAAUUGUUUGAAGAGCUUCUCUAUGAUGGCAUCAAUGUUGAUGUUAUUCAUGCCGAUCGUACCCAGCAACAACGUGAUAAUUGUGUUCGAGCAUUCCGUGAGGGUCAUAUUUGGGUAUUAAUUUGUACGGAACUUAUGGGUCGUGGUAUUGAUUUUAAAGGAGUCAAUUUGGUUAUCAACUAUGAUUUUCCACCAUCGACCAUUUCGUAUAUUCAUCGUAUUGGUCGUACAGGUCGUGCUGGACGGCCGGGUAAAGCUAUAACAUUCUUUACGCAGGACGAUACACCUACAUUGAGAAGUAUUGCUGAAAUCAUCCGUAAUUCUGGCGGUAAAGUUCCUGAGUUUAUGCUGAACAUGAAGAAACCCAAAAAAUCGGAUAAGAAGAGAUUAGCCAAUUUUGCUCCCAAACGAGAGGAUAUUUCAACAAAAAUUAAACCCGAACAAGAGAGACAAGAAAAACUAACAAAAGUUGAAAAGGCAUUGCAAAAGAAACAAAAAUCUCCAAAUGUUGAUGCAGAUACGAAAAAUCGUAAUAAUCAAAAAUUAAAGAAAAUACAAAAACUAAAAAAUUCCAAAACUGAAUUUCAAAACAACAAUAAAGGAAAUAAACAUAAAAAUCAACCUCAAAGAAAAGUGGGGAAAAAUCAAAAAUCUAAAAACAACAACAAGUAA
This is a messenger RNA of Musca vetustissima, 1887 nucleotides long. RefSeq names its product DEAD box protein 52 homolog (gene ais). The record is from RefSeq and is a predicted model, not a curated record. Gene Ontology annotation, biological process: maturation of SSU-rRNA. NCBI's taxonomy places the organism in Eukaryota, Metazoa, Arthropoda, Insecta, Diptera, Muscidae. The coding region runs from base 1 to 1887 and encodes 628 amino acids. Gene Ontology annotation, molecular function: RNA helicase activity; ATP binding; nucleic acid binding. The transcript is spliced from 3 exons.